Molecule: messenger RNA, 4765 nt
Organism: Orussus abietinus
Lineage: Eukaryota; Metazoa; Arthropoda; Insecta; Hymenoptera; Orussidae
Product: LARGE xylosyl- and glucuronyltransferase 2
Exons: 12
Coding region: 391-2466 (691 amino acids)
Biological process (GO): protein O-linked glycosylation via mannose
Molecular function (GO): xylosyltransferase activity; glucuronosyltransferase activity
Source: RefSeq, a predicted model, not a curated record
AUGUCGUCAGUUACUUGGUGAGGUUAGAAUUUCGAGAUGCAAGCGGUUAAUUCUGUUCAUUGAUCGUUAUUGGACGCAAUGUAAUAGGUCAAGUUGUUAUGUCCAAUUAAUGUCUUGAUACUUGGUAACUCUGUCCCUAAACGUUAGAGUCAUCUUGUAACUAAACAAAGUUUAUACAAUAUUUUUGUACUCAACGACCACUUUGUUGUUACUGUUUUAUUUGCAUAGCAAUGCGUGAGAAUGGUUUUAAUAUUGGCAAAUUAUCAAUUAAGCCAAAGGAGACCCAUGUGAAAAUGGAACGGUUCCAAAAGUAUCGCUAAAGGACUAGCAAAUCUGUUGUACGCUCGUAUCAAAAUAUCUCGGAUAGGCAAACAUGUAUUUUAUCAUGCAAUGGCUCGACCAUGGCUAGGAUGCUUUAUCGGUAUCCUAGUUAUGUCGGUUAUUUUCUACUUAUAUUUAAUCGUAAACGUUCCAUCUGUUGAGAAUAUCGUUAUGGAUACGUCGAGAUUACAGGUGCCUAAAGAGAAUGCAGGGAAGAGAUCUCAUUCUUCUACCGAAGUUCAGUUUAAAAAGAACAUUUUGAUAGCCAAUUCCACUCAAAAUAUGUGUGAAACCAUUCAUAUCGCAAUGGUAUGCGCUGGUUAUAAUUCCACAUUUGCAGUCGUGACCGUAAUGAAGUCGAUUUUAUUCUAUCGAACGAAACCGAUACGGCUUCAUCUGUUAGUAGAUGAAGUUGCAAAGCGGACAUUGUCAACUUUAUUCGUUACAUGGGAUUUACCACAUGUCACGGUCUUGUAUUAUAGAGCCGAAGAUUGGGUACCUAAAGUAUCGUGGAUUCCAAAUAGACACUAUUCUGGCGUUUAUGGACUUUUGAAAUUGAUUCUACCUGAAGCGAUGGCAGAAAACAAAGUCCUCGUAUUGGACACCGAUGUUACAGUAUUAAAUGAUAUUGCAAUCCUAUGGCGAUUGUUUGAGAAUUUUAACGAAGAGCAGCUUUUGGGACUAGUGGAAAAUCAAAGCGAUUGGUAUAUAAAAGCCUUGUCUUACAGUCAACGUCCUUGGCCAGCAUUAGGGAGAGGAUUUAAUACCGGUGUAAUGCUAAUGCAUCUACAGCGAUUGCGAUCUGCAAAGUUUGCACGUUUAUGGGAAACGAUAACAAAACGAGUAUUGCAGCAAAUUCCUGAAACUAGCCUUGCUGAUCAAGAUGUUUUGAACGCUGUAAUCCACGAACAUUCCCAAAUCAUCUAUAAAUUGGGCUGUACUUGGAACAUACAACUCAGCGAUCACACCAUCAGUGAUCUAUGUUACAGUAACACAAAUUAUAUAAAUAUUAUUCAUUGGAAUUCUCCAAGAAAACAGGAUGUGAGGAAUAAACAUGUCGAUGAUUUUCGACAAAUAUACAAAGUCUUCCUAGAAUUAAAUGGCAACUUGCUUCGUAGGCAACUGUUUGGUUGCGAAAGGCCAAAAGUUAACUCUCUGUAUAAUCAAUCGAAUCCAUGCCUUAAAUUUGUCAAAGGCGCAGAAAUAAAUUACCGGACUCAUCUCUUUCUUCUGGAGUAUGAGUACAAUAUAAUAUCGAGCACAGAUGUUGCUUUGGUAACUCAGUGCAGUGCGGAUAGAAUAAUGUUACUCGAAGAGCUUUGCAGACAUUGGCCAGGAACGAUAAGUGUCGCAUUGUAUCUUACCGAUGCAGAAGUGCAGUCUUUCCUCGACUUUAUCCGGAGUUCCGCAGAGUUGCGAGUUAGAAAAAAUAUUGCUUACCAUAUCGUCUAUAAGGAUGGGGAAUUUUAUCCUGUCAAUUAUCUGAGAAACAUAGCCAUGACGCAUGUUACGACACCUUAUAUAUUUCAACUGGACGUUGACUUCCUUCCUCAGUUUGGGUUGUACGAAGCCUUGAUGAAUUACAUUACGAAAUUGAAUAUGGGCAAGUCGAGUAGAACAGCCCUAAUAGUGCCAGCAUUCGAGACUCAGAGAUAUAAGUUUACAUUUCCAUCGAACAAGGCGGAAUUAAUUAAAUCUCUGAACCGUGGAAUUUUUUACACCUUUCGUUAUCAUGUUUGGACACAAGGACAUUCUGCCACAAAUUAUUCGUUUUGGCGAACCGCCACCGAACCCUAUGAGGUUUUAUGGGAGCCCGAUUUUGAGCCUUAUAUUGUCGUUCCUCGUUCCGCGCCGAAUUAUGAUACAAGGUUUGUCGGUUUCGGCUGGAACAAAGUUUCUUACGUUACACAUUUGACUGCUCUCGGUUAUAGGUACAUAGUAUUACCAGAUGUAUUUAUUAUUCAUCGCCCCCAUGCACCGAGUCAAGAUAUCGGAAAGUUCAGAAGGGACUCUCUCUAUAGAAGGUGUUUAAAGAAGUUAAAGGACGAAUUUGUGCAAGACUUGAUAAUUAAGUACGAAGACGCUGCAUCGAAGCUAAAGAGAAUAACCAAAGAAAAAGUAGAAAGAACAGCGAGGCCAAAGUAAGUGAUUAUCAUGAGUGACGUUGUCAUCAUUAUAAAUCAUUUAACACCGAAACGUGAUUAUGCGGCAUUGAAGUAGACACGUUUGUUCUCUUCUGCUCAUUCCAAUUAUUAAUUUUAUUAUUACUAAUACUACACUCACGCGACUAAUCGUAUUUCUCGUGUCAGUUUAAAUCUGAAUUUAUAGAGGGAGAUUAUAAGCAUGCGAGAUUACCCUAUACCUUCCGAUUUGUAUUUGCAAAUAUAACAAUAUCUACGAUAAUAAAUUGCCUCUCGGUUUAUGUUUAUAUUAUGUUAAUAUAAUUUAGAAGAAACGUAUUGCGGGAUGAUAUCUAGGGUUGGGAAAUAUUUAUUAAAAUCGAAUGCACAUGGCAGAGUGUACAGAGCGGAUCGUCCGCUACAUCGCAGUAAUAUUACAAUCACGCUAAUUAUGUCAUUUAUAAAAUAUUUAUAAUAUUUACAUAACGCCGAGAGCGACGACACGUCGAGGAGAAACGAAUUUGAUGGGUUUUAUGCAGACUUUUGCGCAAAGUAUACAUUUACACCACGAAGCACGAGAAUAUACGAAGUUUCGUUGCGAGGCAAGCUUCGGACUUCGACUUACCAUAUGUUACGCUAGAAAUGAUACAGUAAUGGUGAUAACCGUAAUUAAUAAACAAUAACAACGAUACCGACAAUAGUAACAGCAACUUAAUAAUUAACUUUCAAUAGUCGUUAGAGCGGUGUAAAGUAAUUUGUAAUGGGGAGCCAUUGAUGCCGAUUAAAGAUUCGAAUAUGUUUAUCGCCACGUUGAUCGAUUUAAUUAAUUUAACUACGCUGCAUUAGUACGAUGGAAGAAGCGAGCACUAACAUGCUUUGCCGACAAAAAAAAGAAUUGUUUCCCCUUUCGCUUCUCCGUGCAACGUUACGAUUAGCUUUGUUAUCAGGAAAAAUAAUGCUUUCCGAAGGCUCGUAAAAGAGAAAUCAAUGAAUUCGAGUAAAGUUGAACUCAAUUAAUCGGUAAUUCGUCCUGCACGUACAUUGCAGUCGUUGAUAAAAAUUCCUACACGGUGGCACGAUAAAGCUAGAAAUAAUGAAAAGCUCAUCACUGCGGUAAAACGACAAAAUCACUAGGACAGAAUAGGCACGGUGAACAAUUUUAUUGAAGUGCCGCAUUUUAGGCGCUCAACCAACAUUCGACCAGCAUUCAUCCGACAUAAUCUCUAAUUUACAUACAGUCUAAUAGAAACGAGGUCGCCAAGAACAAUUACGCGAUUCAUAGAACCUCGGCUACUUACAGCGGCAAUACUUAUGUACAUAUUUUAACAUCGUUUCCCUUCGAACGCACCUCGGGAAUAAUUCGCGAACUUCUUCACCGAAGUUAAAAGUCGAGGUACGAGAGAGCUUAGAGUCUCUUUGCGCGCCAAAGAGCGAUUUGGUUUUCCAUGCUUAUUAAUCUCUCUCUCUCGGGGUCCGGUAACAUCGCUGGUCUUUGCUUUAAAUUAACGGUAACGCAAGAUCUCCAGCGAAUCAUGCCACAAGAUGCGAGGUCUUCCUACCCCGAGAAGCUUUAUUUAAUAGUGCCUGAAGUAACGUCAUGCGUAUCUUAUGCUACAUCCAAAAUUCACUUGCACCUGCACUCCGGGUGCAUUUUGAUUUUGCAUUCGUCGUCGUCCCUGACCACCUUAUUACCGGAUAUUGACGCGUUAAGGUUUGACAACGGAAAAGUCCCUCCUUCGAGCCUUUAUCUACAUUUAGUGUCAUCGGAACACUCCUUACCGAAUUAAUACUUAAUAUUUAGAGCCUGUGGUACUUUUUAAAUGAGAGAUGCAAGCCAGACUCAAAAUUCGACUUGAAAAAAAAAAGAAAAAUUCGGUUUCAACAUUUGAGCUUGUCUUGCAUGACCCGCGGUACCCAUUCGAUGCCUGGUCGCCUUUACGAUUGCGUCUUGAAUUAAUUACGAAUAAAACUGCGCCGCCAUAUUGUUUUUUCCGUGCGAGCGGUACUGCAGAUCCUAAAUGUUAAGUAUAAAAUUGUGUAUUAGUCGCGUAGAUUAAUCCGUGAAUUAUUCUUUCUCUUGGAAAGGCCCUUCUACGAAAGAGCUGGCAUUCGGCAAUCUUAUGAUUCUUUUGCGUUAUUUGUCAAGCCGUGUUAACAGUCGCGAGCACGGCUCUCGCCAUCUUAGCUUAUUUCGGAACCGACGACUUACGUUCUACCAUUUUUAUAAAAACGAAGCUUUGUAUACGUGUCUCGAGUGCCCCUCCAAACUGAAUAUCUAGCAGUUAUUUCAACGCAAUUUAUAAACGAUAAAUUCGUCUUCACAA